Molecule: messenger RNA, 940 nt
Organism: Polyodon spathula (Mississippi paddlefish)
Lineage: Eukaryota; Metazoa; Chordata; Actinopteri; Acipenseriformes; Polyodontidae
Gene: creg1
Product: cellular repressor of E1A-stimulated genes 1
Exons: 4
Coding region: 92-688 (198 amino acids)
Source: RefSeq, a predicted model, not a curated record
CUUACACUCACGCUGCACAGUGAGGACUGUGCUGAGUCCGAGGUAUACUACUAGCAGGCAAAGUAGUUGCACUACGAGAACAAGCACAGCAAUGGCUCUCAGUAGAAUCGGAGUGAUUUUCUUUCUUUUACCGUGCGCUUUUGACUGCAUUCCUCCUCACGACGAAGCAGCCGAAGUGGCCAGGUUUGUAGCACAUAAGUGCGACUGGGCUUCAAUAUCGACGAUCUCUACCCACGACCCAGUGAAAGGGCAGCCUUUUGCCAAUGUGUUUUCUGUAAGCGACGGACCGAAGGCGAAAGGUACCGGAGUGCCAUACAUGUACCUGACAGCUAUGGAGAUCUCUGUGCAAGAUCUACAGGUGAACCCCACAGCCUCUCUUGCGAUGUCACUGGCUCAGACGAAGUACUGCAAGAAGCACAGCUAUGACCCGCAAAGCCCCCUCUGCGCUCACAUCAUCUUGUCAGGCUCAGUAAUGAAGGUGAACGACACAGAAGCCAGUUUUGCAAAGCAAUCCCUGUUCAGUCGGCACCCUGAAAUGGUAGACUGGCCUUCAGAUCAUGGGUGGUUCUUUGCCAAGAUGAAUAUCACUCAAGUUUGGGUCCUGGAUUACUUUGGAGGGAUCAAAACUGUCACACCUGAGCAGUACUUCAGUGCUGAGCCUUUUAGCACCACAACUGACUUUGAAUAAACUUUCAAGAUAUGCUUUGAAAAGAUGAUUAAAGGGGGCAGAAGAACUAGGAUCCAUUAUUCUGGAUGAAUGUGUGCCUUGUAAUACAGUUAUGCACCUUAUAUAUUUUAUUAAUGUAGAAAAUUAUGCAUGUUGUCUUUUGCACAACUAAUCAUCAGCCAGCUAACAAGUAAGUCUGUAAGCAGCAUAGUCAUUUGUACAAAAUAAAUUCAAACAGAAAAGCAUGUUUCAGUGUAUAUAUAUAUAUUAUAU